Schistocerca gregaria is the source of this 2467-nucleotide messenger RNA. RefSeq names its product esterase FE4-like. NCBI's taxonomy places the organism in Eukaryota, Metazoa, Arthropoda, Insecta, Orthoptera, Acrididae. Bases 94 to 1716 code for a protein of 540 amino acids. The transcript is spliced from 10 exons. The record is from RefSeq and is a predicted model, not a curated record.
CGCCGUGUCAUCGCCGGCGUGAGGUCACGGGCCUGCGAUCACGUGACCGGCGACGCGAGAGCCGCGGAGGCUGGCGGCAGUGCGGUGCGCGCCAUGGCGGACAGCGGCUACGUGGAGGUGAGGCCGCCGGCCGGCGCUCUUCGGGGGAUGACGGCGCGGACUAAGGGCAAGGCGGCGCGCUAUUUCCGCUUCCUGGGCAUCCCCUACGCUGCGCCGCCGGUGGGGCCCCUGCGCUUCCAGCCACCAAAACCCGCGCAGACAUGGAAAGGUGUGAGGGAUGCUCUAAAAUUUGGAAGUCGAUGUGUUCAGCUCGACUUGCUCAGCAAUGAAGAUGUGGGCAGUGAGGACUGCCUUUACCUCAAUGUCUACACACCAAAGUUACCCAAAGGGACAAGGUUUGAUCUAUUGCCUGUUAUGUUCUGGAUACACGGUGGUGGCUUCACAGCAGGUGAUGGAUCUGACAGUUUAUAUGGACCAGAUCUUCUCAUUGAGUGUAAUGUUCUGGUUGUCACCAUCAACUACAGACUUGGUGCCUUUGGUUUUCUAAGCACAGGUGAUUCAGUUUUACCUGGAAAUAUGGGCCUCAAGGACCAAGUGAUGGCUCUGCAGUGGGUCAAGAGAAAUAUUGCAUCAUUUGGUGGAGACCCAAACAACGUUACAAUUUUCGGAGAAAGUGCAGGUGGUGCGUCUGUGCACUAUCUCAUGCUGUCACCAAUGGCUAAAGGUCUUUUCCAUAAGGCGAUUAUUCAGAGUGGUGCAGCAUUUUGUCCUUGGGCAUUCACAAAUGAGCCACGCAAGAAUGCAUUAAAAUUGGCAGCGUCUUUGGGAUGUAAUUCAACAGACAGCAAUGAUAUACUCUCAUUUCUUUCAAAAGUACCACAAAAAAAGAUCCAUGAGAACAGUAUGAAGCUAUUCAGCAAGGAGGACAUGAAAUAUAAAUUUGAAGUACUUUUCCCACCAACAGUUGAGAAAUCUGCAAGUAAUAGCUGCUUUCUUCCAAAACAUCCUCUAAUUCUAUCUCAAAACUCUAAGCAAGGAAUACCACUUCUUAUUGGUUCUACAUCAAAGGAGGGCUACAUAUUUAUGAGAGAAGUGAUUCAGGAUACUUCAAUCCUCACAAAACAUUUCGAAGCAACUGUGGAAAUCAUGAGGAAUUUCUCUAUAAAUCAUGUGAGCCAUGAUUCAUUGAAAGAUCGAAUAAAAAAAUUCUAUUUCAGUGACAAACCUAUUUCAGAAGAAAUGUUAGACCAAUAUGCAGAUUUCCAAACAGAUGCGUACUUUGGUUUAGGUGUACAUAAAGCUGCGCUAUUCAAUGCAGUGAAUUCAUCGUCACCAACAUAUCGUUACAUAUUUUCAUAUAGUGGUGGUAUUAAUAUGGGAAAAGUGUUUUCAGGUGCUUCACAUAUGCCAGGUGCAGGCCACGCAGAUGAGUUGGCAUAUUUAUUCAAUCCAGGUAUAUAUGAUCUUGAAGUGGCUCCAGGCUCAGAGGAUGAGAAAAUGCAAAUAAAAAUGACACAGUUAUGGACAAAUUUUGCUAAGACUGGGGUACCAACAACCGAUCUGCAUUCAGCAGUUUCCACAACAUGUCCACCCUUCACAAAACACCAACAAUUCUACAUUGAUAUUGACAAGAACAUAACUGUGCACAAGGGCCCUUUCAAAGAACGUAUGGCCUUCUGGGAGCAAAUUGAAAAACAACUGGCAUCAAAACUAUAAUUCAGUCUACAACAUUCCUGAAGUUCCAAAGAACAAAAAUCAAAGCAUAUUUGCAAACCAACAAGGAAACGGACUGGUGUAUAUUGAAGAACCAUCAGAUUUUUGGCACGAUGCUAUAAUUUUCAGUUUCAGACAUGGAACAACUGACUGAAAUUGGUACAACUCUGUUCCUAUGUAGAUUCAAACUGAUAUUUAAUAAUGUUAAGUUUAUAUGAUGGUUUUUGAGAGUGAAAUCUCAUGGUCAUGACUGUUUUUAUGGUGGAGUGAAAUGUUACAGUGGUAAAGUUCUUGGCAUAUUUUGAUGUUAAUCAUGGACUGGUCCUCUUGGAUAGCCCAUGACAAUGUAUCAUUGCGAUGGCUCCAUGCAAAGAAAAAUGCAAUUCUCUUAUUUUCUUGCCUGUAUUAAUUCAGAGAAAACAUAUAGCAAGCUGGUUUCCAAACUGGACACUGCAACAUUCCUUCAGAAGUCUUCAUUCAUUGUGAACAAGUAAGUGAGUGUACAAUAACUCCACCUUGAUGAAAUGCGAUACGUUACCAGUGGUAAAUAUAUUUGUUUGUCUCAUAAUCAUGGCAAAGAAAACUGUUAAAUAAAAUUUCACAUGUAUCAUAUUUGUGAUGAUUAAACGAUAAAAACAUAGAUUCAGUCAUAAUUCUUUCACUGUUAGAUGCAAGACUUGGUGGCCUCACUUCUGUUGAUGGUCUGUCACAGCUAUCACUAAAUAAAGAAAUAAAAAGUGAUGGGUGCUAGAUA